Molecule: messenger RNA, 3492 nt
Organism: Alternaria atra
Lineage: Eukaryota; Fungi; Ascomycota; Dothideomycetes; Pleosporales; Pleosporaceae
Exons: 5
Coding region: 1-3492 (1163 amino acids)
Biological process (GO): actin cytoskeleton organization; signal transduction
Cellular component (GO): cytoplasm
Source: RefSeq, a predicted model, not a curated record
AUGGGAACACCGGCGGAGGGACCGCCUCCGAUGGAUCAUCAGGGCGCCCAGUCACAGUACAACAACUACGACCCGCACAAUGGUGGCCUUUCAAGGCGAGCCACCGACGAGGCCGCAUCGUCGUCCAACAGUCUUGCGCCUUAUGACCGCACCAACUACCCCCUGCGAUCGUCGACCGAUCCUGGGGACCAGAAUCAGGCCGUCGCCAAGCCAAAGCGUAGUGGAAAGAUAUGUGGAAAGUGCGGAGAAGGACUGACUGGACAAUUUGUACGAGCAUUGGGCGAUACGUUCCAUCUGGAAUGCUUUACCUGUCACGAUUGCGGCAAAAUCGUCGCAUCCAAGUUUUUCCCCGUCCCUGACAAGCCGCCCGGGCAGUACCCCCUCUGCGAAACAGACUACUUCCGACGGCUUGACCUGCUUUGCUUCGAAUGCGGGCAAGCCCUGCGUGGCUCAUACAUCACAGCACUCGAUCGCAAAUACCACAUUGAGCACUUCACCUGCUCCGUAUGCCCUACGGUGUUCGGCGCCUCGGACAGCUACUACGAGCAUGAGGGGAGCGUCUACUGUCACUACCACUACUCUACCAAGUUCGCUCAACGGUGUAACGGCUGUCAGACAUCGAUUUUGAAACAAUUCGUCGAGAUCUUCCGAAAUGGACAGAACCAGCAUUGGCAUCCAGAAUGCUACAUGAUUCACAAAUAUUGGAAUGUCAGGCUACACUCCACAGGCCAGCCAAUCAUCGAGCGAUUGCAAGAUGCCGAUGGUGAUGCAACGGAUGAGGUGCGGGAGAGCGUGCGCCAGCAGGAAGAAGAAAUCGAAGCCAAAGUCAACUGGAUCUGGAAGACGCUAUCGGCUUUCGAGGAGAAGUCCGCGACCUGCAUAUCUGACAUGCUACUCCAUGUCAGCAACGGGGCCUACGUUGACGGUGUCAUGGCAGCCAAGAAAUUCAUUGUGCACAUCGAAUUGCUUUUUGCGGCUGCAGAUGCGCUCGACGCGCAACUGAUCAUCAGAACGCCCAAGGGACUGACCUACUCCCGCGAAUCAAAGCUGCUCUGUAAGAAAGUGGUAGCCUUUUUCGCGCUUCUUACCCAGUCCCAAGGUACCGGUGUGCGACGACUGGGCGUGACCCAAGAACUGCUGUCCCUGGUCACUGGAUUGGCCCACUACCUGAAGCUUCUCAUCCGCAUAUGUCUGCAGGGUUCUCUAAAAUUAGAGCGCGAGACCCGGAGCUCGACCGGGUUGACCAACUUCCUUACCCAAGUCAACUCGCUUGAUGCGCGGUUGGAAGAAGAGGCCCAACAGGACCAGGCCGCUGAGUCCGCUCGGCUUGUGCCGAGGUGGGCGGACGCAUGUCCCAUAUGCGAUGCACAGGUCGAAGACAAGUGUUUACACUUGAACAACAUGUCGUACAACUACAGCUGUAUGGUUUGCCGUGGAUGCAAUGCUGACCUACGCCAUAACACUCAAAAUGCUUAUUGGAGUAAAUCCAAGCGAAGUAUUUUCUGUCCCGCAUGUGCUGCAGCGCAACCAGACGCUGAAAAUGGUUUUGAGCAGGUCACCAAGCUGCGUCAAUAUGUACAUCUACUAAAUGUAGCGCAUGCACGUCUCAUGGCGACUCUGCGAUCCAGUGGCGCACUGCCACACACUUCAGAUGAUCCUAACCUCACAGGCUACGAUUCUACUCAAGGCCACCGCCUUGGAGAUGAUCCACCUCACUUACGACCCGACACUCGCUCAAAGUCGUAUGGAGGCACAUCAGCGACAGAUAGUCAAAACAGCAACAAUGCCGCAUACGAGCAAUCCAUGUCUGAUAUCAAGCGCCUAAGAUCGACGCGCCUUGACAAGCAUCUUUCGAAUACCAUGAAACGUGCCCGCCAAUCGCGAAUCAUUGACGGUCCGGAGGGUCUCGGCUCUGGGGGAGACGGGUCGUUGCCGGGAGGUAUGCAAAUCGUCCAGGAACGCGAAAUAUCAAACGAAGCCGACGCUGUAACGCUCGCUGUAAAUUCUCUUGCUCUGGAUGACAUUGCUCGUAUGGCCGCCUUAGAGCAGCAGCGAGAGCAGCGUCCGAACGCAUUCCGUGCCGGUGGAAGCGCAUUGCUAGGACGAGAUGACCAACCUAGGCUUCAAAACGGUCACCGUCGCGAUUUCUCUGGGGGUCAAGAACUUCAACAAAUAUCAGAAGGUCGCUCUCGAACCUACUUUUCGGAACUUUCACCGCUUGAGUACUUCAAGCUGAAGGGCCUUGCUGUGCUUCAGCUCGGCCUUCUGCUUGACGACAAUCAGUACAACCAGGGCGAUCUUCUCGAUCUCAUCGAAUCGAAGAAGAACAACUUCUGGGGCAAAAUUGGGUUCGGCAAAGCGUUCAAGGCCGACAAAAGCAAACCAAAGAAAGGCGUUACAGGAGUCGAGAAACCAGUUUCUGACAAAGCAACCUUCAGACAGUCGCUUGAAUACCUCGUGGAAAAGUAUGGUGAUGAAUGCACAGAAGGCGUAGGACCUGGCGCUCUCAAGGUUCCGGCUCUGCUUCAGGAUUGUAUCACUGCGAUGAGAAGUAUGGACAUGUCCAUUGAGGGUGUGUUUAGGAAAAACGGUAACCUCAAGGCUCUACGCGAGCUUGAAGAGGAAAUCGACGCCAAUGGUGUUCAAAAGGUCGAUCUUAACACCAAGAACCCUGUCAUCCUCGCCAAUCUCUUGAAGCGCUUCCUGCGAUUGAUGCCCGAGCCGGUCUUGACGUUGAAGCUGUACAGGCUGUUCAUGGUAGCCAAUGACGUUGAAGAUGAAGCGCAAAGAAAGAAGAUCUUACAUCUAGUGCUUUGCCUGCUGCCCAAAGCUCAUCGCGACACCAUGGAAGUUUUGUUCUGUUUCCUGAACUGGGUAUCGUCUUUCCACACCGUAGAUGAGGAGACGGGUAACAAGAUGGAUACAUGGAACAUCGCCACUGUAAUGGCACCGAACAUUUUGCGGGAGAGCAAUGACAAAGAGGUAAAGAGCGUGGAUCAGGGUGCGGUUAAGGUCGUGUUCGAUCUCAUUGAGAACAACGAUGAGUUCUCGGAAGUACCCCCCGAAAUCAUGGAACUUCUCAGUGACGAAGUGUCUGACAUGAGCGCGAAAGAAAUCAUGCGACAAUGGGAGCAGCGAGGAAAGAACCCUCUGUCAGCCCCUACACCGUCACCUAGGGACCAAACCGGCACUGCUUCCAGAAAAGACCAGCGUAAUGCACCUCAAAUCACGACAGCGGACAACAACCCCUCGGCGCAGGCUGGGGAGGCGUCAGUCCGUCAGGUCCCAGGCGCAGGCGGUCAACCAAUGGCUACUGGCAGCAACCAGCACAGCCCCACCCCAGGGUAUGACCGAAAUGCACCAAACCCUGCAUUCGCCCAGAACUCACAAGCUUCGGCUGACGGUCAUCGCACUGCAUCGCCUCAUCGGCACAGUUAUCGCUCGCCUGGCUUCCAAAAACAUACACAGAUUGGCACCGCGGGCGCUGGAUGA